Messenger RNA from Talaromyces marneffei, 1116 nucleotides. RefSeq lists its product as uncharacterized. Gene Ontology annotation, molecular function: RNA binding. NCBI's taxonomy places the organism in Eukaryota, Fungi, Ascomycota, Eurotiomycetes, Eurotiales, Trichocomaceae. The transcript is spliced from 7 exons. The record is from RefSeq and is a predicted model, not a curated record. Bases 1 to 1116 code for a protein of 371 amino acids.
AUGGCAAUAAAUAAAGUGUUUUGCAAAUUUGAGGGCCUGACAGCUAUUGUGUGCCAGCGCCCUGUGAAAGGAGCACAGUAUCAUUCUCAUUGCGGGCAUUGCCAAUUUUGUGAGCCUAGAGCACUGAAGGUCAAGAUGGCCGACGCCUCCGAACAAACACAAACCAACGAGCAACAGCCGUGGACACCCACCAAAGGCGCAAACGGCGUCCGCACUAAUGGCCGAGCAUUCAACUCAUCCAACUGGCGUGUAAAGAGCGACGACAGUCCCAGCGCUAGCAGCCCUCGAUUCAACAAUCAGUCCGGCAACAACUCCCCUCGUUCUCCCUUCAACAAGUCAUGGCAACCAGUGCCCCAGUCAAUUACCGAGGGUCGACGGCUCUAUGUUGGAAACAUGCCCUACACGGCCAAGAGGGAGGACGUGGAGACCAUCUUCGAAGGAGGAGAAUAUUCAAUUGAACGCAUUGAUAUCUCGAUCGAUCCUUUCACAGGCCGCAACCCAUCGUACUGCUUUGUCGAAUUAGCCACAAAGGAGCAAGCCGACCGCGCAAUGGUGGAAUUGGAUGGCAAGGAUCUUCAGGGACGACCCAUCAGAAUUAAGCCGGGUGUCGCAAAGUCGGCUCAGGAUCGCGUCUCAUCCACACGCUCUCCCCAGAGCUCUCCUUCUCGUCUCAACGACAACGCCGGUUCUCCUUCCACGCUCGUCGAUCGCUGGCAGCGCAAAGACGCUUCUCUUUCGAACAGCAAGCCAAAUGACAUUGAAAACAGCCGUCGCUUAUAUGUCGGAGGUCUCCCAAAAAUAAUGGAUAAGCAGGCUCUUGAUGCCGAUAUUCAAGCCUUCUUCAAGGGAUACAACCUCGAGGCAAUCUCCAAGCUCAUCACUCCCCACCCUUCCAAACGCUUCGAGCCCGGUGACCACUACUACCUCUUUGUCGACUUUGCAACCAUCGAAGAAGCUGCCGCAGCCCAGACAGCCCUCGAUGGCCAGGACGGACCCUGGGGUGGAAAGCUACGGCUCGGAAGAGCUCGCGGCGAGUCUACAAAAAUGAUCUCGGACAGGCAGAAGUUGGCUUCUCAAAACGAAGACCCCGAAGCUGCUGCUGACUCUGCGGCGUGA